GCAGGACGCACGGCUGCGCUCUGCGCUGUGCGCUCUGGAACUCAUCCACAGCUUGUCUGCCUGGACUCAGCUCGGCAUAACUCGGCUCGGCUCGGCUCGGCUCGGUCAGUGCUGUACCCUCUCGGGCAGUGUGUGUGUGUGUGUGUGUGUGUGACAGCGUCUCCUCUCCAGCCAUGUGCAGCUCUGGAGUGCGGACUGCGCCACAAUGCUGCGGGACGUGAGCGUGGAGAGAACAGCGCAGAGCUCCGCAGCAGAGAAAACUCCUCCAGUGUCAGUGGAUUAUUACAGUUAUUACAGCGCGGGCUGCUGUGUUCACUCACCUCCAUGAUCGACAGGACACACACACUCAGUCAAGAUGGAAAAACCUGGUGGAGGCGGGAGGCGUCGAGAACCCGGCAUCACCUGAAGAACUGGAAGGUGAUGUUGUGGGUGAUGGCGUCAUUGCUGACCCUGGUGGACGAUGUUUUUUCUGACGAGGACAGUAAGGAAGCUCAGUCGGACGUCCAGCGUGUCCUCAGGCAGCCGUCCUGGUCUCGGACAGAGGACAUGGGACAGGACAGCAAUGUCCACAUACCCUGGCCCGAUGACUUUGAAGAGUGGUCACUGAUGCAAGAAGAGGAAUUCCAGCAGGGCAGAUGGCGGCGUUCUGCCCGGGACCCGAACUCACCCAGAACAUCAAGGCGGAACCGAAAGAAGACCAAGAGCAGCCGCGACUGCCAUUUGGAGAGGAAGGAAAUGCGGGUGCGAGAUCUUGGCCUUGGGUAUGAUUCCGACGAGAUAGUCCUCUUUAAGUACUGUGUUGGCACGUGCCACAGCUCCCGCAGGAACUAUGACCUGGCCCUCAAGACUCUGAUGGACAACGGGAGCAUCUCUGGCAAAAAGGUCAUCGGUCACCCCUGCUGUCGGCCUACUCGCUAUGAGACUGUGUCCUUCAUGGACGCGCAGACUUCCUGGCAGACGAUUAAGUGGCUCUCGGCGGCCAACUGCAGCUGUGUGGGCUGAUGACACAGAGCGGUGACGAUCUGCAAUGCACUAACGCAGACAAGCUCUGGUGUGAAAGAGCAGGAUGUUGAGAGGCUCUGCGUCUUCACUGGAUCACCUGGUUCCUGUGGUCUGAGGUUCACGCCUGUGAGUGCCGGGUCCAGGGCCUUCCCUCCGCUCACAGCUUGGCAGUGGUUCAUGGAGGUUCACGUACCUUCAGACAGAGCCUGAUGGCACCAGCAGGCUAUGUGGAUGUGUGCCUUCAACCUGAGGAAGUGGAAGGUUUGUCUCAAUUUCACCAGCAA
Molecule: messenger RNA, 1286 nt
Organism: Solea solea (common sole)
Lineage: Eukaryota; Metazoa; Chordata; Actinopteri; Pleuronectiformes; Soleidae
Product: neurturin
Exons: 4
Coding region: 325-1002 (225 amino acids)
Molecular function (GO): growth factor activity; receptor tyrosine kinase binding; glial cell-derived neurotrophic factor receptor binding
Source: RefSeq, a predicted model, not a curated record